AUGGUUCUGGACAGCAGGAAUUUGAUUGUGGGUUCUUCAGCCAGCAUGAGCUCAGUGUUCUCUAAUGGAUAUCCCCCUCAUCUCGCCUCAUACGCUGUGGACAACAUUACUGAUUGUAUUUACACCAAUGUGGCGGCCACACAGAGGGAAGAGAAUCCUUGGUUAAGGAUAGAUUUAGGAAUGAUGUUUGAUGUUCAGCAUGUUCUGGUAUAUGCUAGGCCUGAUGGUUUUGAGCCGGGAAGGACCCACAAUCUCUUGACAACGGUUUCUAAUGAUGAACAGAAUCACACCUGUGGUUUCUAUCCAGGACCAACUGACUUAGGUGACCGUAUCGCAGUUAUUUGUAAUAAUCUCACGAGAGGGCGCUAUGUAACCUUGACAAUCCAGUCUAACUCUGGUAAAAAAGAUAUUUUGCAAGUGUGCGAAAUCAAGGUCUUUGGAAAACCUUAG
Messenger RNA from Saccostrea echinata, 450 nucleotides. RefSeq lists its product as uncharacterized. Lineage: Eukaryota; Metazoa; Mollusca; Bivalvia; Ostreida; Ostreidae. The transcript is spliced from 3 exons. The coding region runs from base 1 to 450 and encodes 149 amino acids. The record is from RefSeq and is a predicted model, not a curated record.